Molecule: messenger RNA, 788 nt
Organism: Nannospalax galili (Upper Galilee mountains blind mole rat)
Lineage: Eukaryota; Metazoa; Chordata; Mammalia; Rodentia; Spalacidae
Gene: Rpl14
Product: ribosomal protein L14
Exons: 6
Coding region: 96-752 (218 amino acids)
Biological process (GO): translation; ribosomal large subunit biogenesis
Cellular component (GO): ribosome; cytosolic large ribosomal subunit
Molecular function (GO): RNA binding; structural constituent of ribosome
Source: RefSeq, a predicted model, not a curated record
CACGUCGGCGUCUCGCGGACGUCAGGGGCGGGAAUUCCGUCUACACAUGCGCAAGGCGGGGCGGGCCUUCUUCCUUCUCGCCCUACACCGCCGACAUGGUGUUCAGGCGCUUCGUGGAGAUUGGCCGGGUGGCCUACGUCUCCUUUGGGCCUCAUGCUGGAAAGCUGGUCGCGAUUGUAGAUGUUAUUGAUCAGAACAGGGCUUUGGUUGAUGGACCUUGCACUCGAGUGAGGAGGCAGGCCAUGCCUUUCAAAUGCAUGCAGCUCACCGACUUCAUCCUCAAGUUCCCACACAGUGCCCGCCAGAAGUAUGUACGAAAAGCCUGGGAGAAGGCAGACAUCAAUACAAAAUGGGCAGCCACAAGAUGGGCCAAGAAGAUUGAAGCCAGGGAACGGAAAGCCAAGAUGACGGAUUUUGAUCGUUUCAAAGUGAUGAAGGCAAAGAAAAUGAGGAACAGAAUAAUCAAGAAUGAAGUAAAGAAACUUCAGAGAGCGGCUAUCCUGAAAGCUUCUCCCAAGAAAGCGCCUGUUGCCAAGGCUGCCAUUGCAGCUGCUGCUGCAGCAGCGGCUGCUGCUAAAGCUAAAGUUCCGGCUAAGAAGGCAACAGGGCCUGGCAAAAAGGCUGAGGGGCAGAAGGCUGCAGGCCAGAAAGCCCCUGCCCAGAAGGCAGCGCCUCCUGCCAAAGGUCAGAAGGCUCAGAAGGCUCCAGCCCAGAAAGCUCCAGCUUCCAAGGCAGCUGGCAAGAAAGCAUGAGCGACUUUCGAAGAAUAAAGAUUCUGUUUGACUAUU